AUGGGAGGAAAUACCGAGGAGCUGUGCCAUGCGGUGUUAGGCUUCGUCACCGAGGGCACGUAUCCCGAGGAGAGUGUAGUUGCUGGUAAGUUCCCAGCAACUGCUCUUGCCAGGGAGCUCGAGCUUAUAUCGAAGGCGCGCGAGCAGGUAGAGAAUGAGAUUAGCUCCUUGAGUCGCGAGAACACCUUCGAUGCCGACGACUGGAUUAUCCAAGCGAAACAACUCCAUGCAGAUAUAGAACGCUCAAGAUUGACUGCGCGAGAAAUAGUCGCGCAGCAUGAGCAUACCGAACCCCUGCAGGCGAAGGUUGAGGAUGCGAGGGCAAAAGUCGCCUUGGUUGAGACGGAGAUUGCUUUCAAUCAGGCCGUAGCGGGUACCCUCGAGGAGGUGCACCGUUUGUGCCAGCAGCUGGAAACAGGGCGAGCUGCCCUCAGAAGUGGCCAGAUCACCACCGCCAUUGAGCAAUUGGAGUCCACCGACGUAGUUGUUGGAAAGGAUGCCUUCUUUACCAACACAAAUGUCAUGAGUAUACUUUCUGACGAGGUGUCACUGCUGCGAUCGGAGAUUGUCGAGGCGCUUCGUUCGCGCUGGGCUGAACAAUUGAAAGUUGACCGACAACAAGGCGAAUUUCAUGUCUCCUGCGGAGAUGCAGAUGCAGAUUCUCUUGAGGGCACCAUUACGUCGUUGGCCCGACUGGAUAUACUCACAUCUGCCAUUGAGAAACUACAAAAGGAUCUCUUGUCUGCGAUCGUAAAUCCGAUCUUGCUACCUCACCCUGAUGGAACCAGCCAUGGUGUGGUGGUAACGGAAGCCAACAUUCGCAUUGAGCCUGAGACCUCAAAGACAACCGCACUGGAGACCUUGGAUCGCCUUUCCAGUAUUUUGGGCUACUUGCGACAGAAUUUGCCGUCAUCGGUGUCCGCAACUUUCUCCGAAUCGUUCAUUGUGACUAUUUCCUCAAAGGCGAUCUCUGAAUGGCUAUCCUCUGCUAUCCCCACCGAUCUAGGUGGCCUCGCCGAGUUUGAGAACGUCUUGAACCAUGUUUUAGAGUUCACCAAGCAGAUAGAAUCUUGGGGUUGGACUGGCCAGGAAGAACUGGUCUCGUGGGUUAACCAAGCUCCACGCCUGUGGUUGACUCGGCGUAGAGUCGACUCACUCGAUAGCGUUCGCAAAGUCCUUGCCGCCAGCCAGGGAACAACGAAACAGGUCGAACGAAUUGAAAAGGAAAAGGUUUCCCAGGCGGAGGGUGCUUUAUUGGAGAAUGCCGGCAAUGAUGACUGGGAUGCGGAUUGGGAUGACGAUAAAGAAGAUGAGCCCAAUAAAGCAGAAACAGCAAAGCCCGAGGAAGAAGAGGAAGACGUUAGUGCGUGGGGUCUUGAUGACGAGGACAUCGAGGAGACUCCCGAUCUGGCCAAACUACAGACAGCUGCUUCUACGGAAGACGAUGAUGCUGAUGAUGCCUGGGGCUGGGGGGAUGAAGAUGAAGAUGACCAUAAAGUCGAUAAUAAUAAGCCUUCACAGUCCCAGAGCACAGCAGCGACACACCAAGCCGACAAGAAGAAUACAACUGCAUCCGUAUCACCAAAGGAGGUCACCCUGAAGGAAGUCUUCACGAUCACCGAUAUUCCCGAGUCUGUUCUUGGUGUCGUUCAGCAGCAAAUCACUGAUUCAAAGGAUAUCCUGCAGCCUGCCCAUGCCAAUUCCCGCGUCGCCUCCUCUGGUGCUGGUCUUCUUGCACUGCCGACCUUGAUCCUGGCUAUGUUCAAAGCUACAUCAUCUACAUUCUACUCACUGAAGCUUACCUCAGGACAGAUGUACCUUUAUAAUGAUAGUUUGUACCUUGCCGAUGAAAUCCGGAAACUGGUCGAGGAACAUGAACUCUCCCGGCUUCAGCCCGAUGUUGAAGCUUUGGAGAAAUUUGGCAAACUUGCAUAUAGCAAAGAGAUGCAGACGCAGCGCACCAUCGUCACAGAUCUGCUUGAUGGGGCUCAAGGAUUUGGACAGUGCUCCGAGCAGCCAUUCCAAGCAGACUGUGAUAAUUCUGUUAGUGCAACUGUCGAUCGGAUUCGCGAUGUCUACAAAGAAUGGCAACCCAUACUGUCUCAUUCUGCACUGCUCCAAUCAGUUGGAUCUCUCUUGUCUACCGUGAUCAACAAGGUGGUCAUUGAUAUCGAAGAUCUGGGUGAUAUCUCGGAGGAUCAGUCACGGCAACUGGUCUCCUUCUGUAACCAACUCUCCAAAUUGGAGGACCUCUUCAUUCCCGAAACACAUGGUGAUGCCGAGGCAUUGCCCGUCACUGCCAUCUACGUUCCGAGCUGGCUCCGUUUCCAAUAUAUGAUCAAUAUCCUCGAGAGCUCCCUCGCAGAUAUCAAAUUCCUUUGGCUUGAAGGGGAGCUGGGCUUGGAGUUCUCUGCUGAGGAGGUGAUUGACCUGAUCGAGGCCUUGUUUGCAGAGUCUGAUUACCGGCGACGUGCUAUUUCAGACAUCCGGAAAGCGCCCAGAGGAUAA
Messenger RNA from Penicillium verrucosum, 2508 nucleotides. RefSeq lists its product as uncharacterized. Lineage: Eukaryota; Fungi; Ascomycota; Eurotiomycetes; Eurotiales; Aspergillaceae. The transcript has 3 exons. Gene Ontology annotation, biological process: mitotic spindle assembly checkpoint signaling; endoplasmic reticulum to Golgi vesicle-mediated transport. Bases 1 to 2508 code for a protein of 835 amino acids. The record is from RefSeq and is a predicted model, not a curated record. Gene Ontology annotation, cellular component: RZZ complex.